UCACGCCCUCCUCACGCCCUCCCCACUCUCCCCACUCUCCCCAUCUACUUCACCUUUUUAUAUUGCUUCGCCUCUUUCCAGUUUUCGACUCGAUUCCUGCCAUCCGAUUCCAGGACAAUUCUUUGAUCUCAGACUCAUCAGACUUGCUUUGCAUCCCAACUGUAUCAGGUCUGCGCUUCUGUGAUAGCGCUGCCAUCGACAGAACUAUUUUUUUCCACAUACGGCUCUCCUGGGCAGGAUAACGAUAUAUUCUACACAUAACAGGCUUUCAGGACAGCAGAGCUGGCUUCGCACGCGAUGUACGACUUUAUGGAGUACUGCCUCAGGCGGUACUAUCGUGCCUCUGGCUGGAACGAAGAUAACCAAUAUUCACAUCUGUGCGCAACCUCGCGUGCGCUACUGGAUUUUCAAGCACCACAGGGAAUAUCCCUGCGUCUUUCAAAGCUCCCGAGCUCAGUAUUCAAGACGACGACGACGAUGAACGCGCUUCCGGUCCUGGAGGGGUCUGUUGGGUACUUGUUUACGUCGAGGGCGCUGAUGAUCGAUGACUCUGCGUCGGUGAGGUUUCGACAUUUGGUGGAUCGGUUCCGGAUUAUUUGUUUGGAUCAUUCGAUUCGGGAGGCAGAUCAGUGGACGGAGUAUGAUCAGGAUGGGAAGAAACGGAAAGAUUAUUUGCUGUGCGGAAGGAUGAAUUUGGCGAAUGCGAGACUGGAGGCGUUGUAUAGUCGACGGAUUUCGAAGCAUCGACAAUAUGUGAUCUCGGGAAUUAGUGAUCCAGCCUCCAGGAGUGCAUCCCAUCUUUCGGCACAAUUCCAAUACGACAAGGGGAAAUACUGUGCAGAGAUGUCGUUUACAACGGACGAUGGAUUGAUCGGGAUCCGAGGACUGUACAAUUUCGGACGGGAUUUCGAUGAUUCUUACGAGGGCAUGUUAAACGAAGGACGACAGCGGCGUCGGCGAGGAAAGCAGACGGAGGAGAUUUUGUUGAAUAAUCAGGAUAGUGCGUCAAUUGAUCUGGAACAGGAGUUUGAAACGCCUACUGCUGCUACUACUGGGGUGGUGGAUAAGGUUUCUGAGGCGGCCAGUUCGACAGCGACGUUGGAUUUGUUGGAUAAUAAGAAAGUAGAAGAGGCGAGGAAGAAGAGACUGAAAAGUGAUGAGAGAGCGGGGUAUUUGGGCGAGGAGACAGCGGUGGAGGGGGAAGAAUGGGCAACGGCUCCGGCGGAGAGGAUUCGUGGGUAUUGGUCAGCAGGCGCUGAGAUCUAUUACAGUGCGACCGAAAAACUUGGAGGCCUGUCAACAGGUCUGCGGUACAGGACACUUCCACCUUUGGCGCCUAUCGCUACAGAAUCUGAUGAGGACAACGCUUCAACAACCACAGUAACACCUCGGUACCCGACCUCGACGUCUCCAGAGCAUCAUCAAAAUUAUAUCCCGAUCACGAUCACUCAAACCCUGAAUCCGAUCAUGGGACAUGUCUCGAGUAGUUAUGCCGCACAAGUUCAUCCGGAUCUGGGGCUGUGCUCGCGGUUCGAUUUUAACCUGUACAGUUAUGACAGUGAGCUGACGGCCGGUGUCGAGUGGUGGAUCCGGGAGCGGAAAUCGGCUUCUUCAUCUUCGGCUUCAGCAGCGGACCACAAGGGGGAUGAGAUCCCGUUCCCGAAAACUGUGGGCGUACCAGACUUGCCAACGACAACUUCUGGUGGGAAGACUCUGGGAGGAGACGCGGAGGAGAAGCAGCCGAUUGUCGGGGUGAUCAAGGCGCGCUUAGGGGCACAAUCUGGACUGGCCAUUAUGUGGGAGGGCAGGUUUAAUAAGUUGUUGUUCAGUCUCGGAUUCGUCGGGCAUGUGUUCUCGCCGUAUGCCCAGGCCCCGAUAGUAAAAUCUGUGGGGUUGGAGAUCCAGUAUUUUUCGUAAAGCAACGAAUGCCGUUUUUUCUUUUUUUUUCUUUUUUUUCUUUUGAUGCUCGAUAGUUUUAUAAAAACUAUAGUAAUAAUAGAUACAUUAUUAG
This is a messenger RNA of Gamsiella multidivaricata, 2011 nucleotides long. RefSeq lists its product as uncharacterized. The coding region runs from base 298 to 1917 and encodes 539 amino acids. Gene Ontology annotation, cellular component: SAM complex; ERMES complex. Gene Ontology annotation, biological process: protein insertion into mitochondrial outer membrane; establishment of mitochondrion localization; phospholipid transport. Lineage: Eukaryota; Fungi; Mortierellomycota; Mortierellomycetes; Mortierellales; Mortierellaceae. The transcript is spliced from 5 exons. The record is from RefSeq and is a predicted model, not a curated record.